AUGUUCUCCGCUCACCUCUUACCAUCCAUGCUCCUGGCCAUCCCCGGAAUACUUUCCCUCGUCACGGCCCUCCCUGCUCCAUUGGAGGCUUCUCACAACCUCUCCAAACGUUGGUACGGAGUGGUGCAAGCUCCUGCGGAUCCAAAGUCCGGAACGGGCGUCUACACCUGGCCAGUGACAGAACGAGAUCCAAUCAGAGGCAAUUUAGCUCCGAUCUGGUACUGUUUCGAAGACGUCUAUUCCGCCAAAACUCUCACUCCAAUCGUCAGACAGGCCAUCCAGAAAUGGAGACCAGCUUUGAGUCCAAAUUCCGCGGUAGUAAUCGGACUGCACCCGGAGUGUAGAGGAAAUGGGACUCGUAUCUGUAAGAGUUUGAAGCAUGGAGAUGACGCAUUGGUCAUAUCCGACGAACGUAAGCCUGAGGGGAGUCCUUUGUCGACCACCGAUUACAAUUACAAAGACCAGGAGGCUGGGCGUCAUUAUAUUCGCUUCCGCGGUAUCGGCGGAGAUCAGACAGAAAAUGAACUCGUGCGCAGCAUGGCUCACGAACUGGGUUUGUGGAGUGACUCGUCCGCGUGGAAGAUGACGCUGAAAUGAUUUCAGGACAUGUCAUUGGGCUUGCACACGAGCAUCAGCGCGAAGGGCGUGACAGAGCCGGACUUGUCGUUCACUCCAAGUCCAUGGCCGAUUACUACCAAGUAUGUCCGGCCGAGGUUUUUGGCAGCCGAUGCUGAUUUGAUGUGAGGCCAAGACAAAAGUCAUCGACGACAAGGCGGCUCCAGAAUUUGCGCACAUCACGAAUGACGCGAAUGGCGACAGGAAGAUGGCUCUUGUGUAUGCUCGCCUUUCAAGUAUCUCCGAAUAAGCGAGCUUUGCUAAGGGAGCUCACAGGCUUCAAAAUCCUGACCUUGCCAAGGAGUAUAGCAUAGGAGAAGCCAUCAACUUCAUGAAAGGUUCGCAAAUAGGCGGUGAAUAUCUAGGAUUCCAGGAGGGUGGUCCAUUCGAUUGGCAGAGCAUCAUGCUCUACAGCUCCUGGCAAGGUGCCGCCUCACUACCGAACUCUGCUGCUCCGUCUAGUGCCAGCUCAGAAGGAAACGAAGAGGAUGCCAUAGACGAGGAGCCAUCACAUCCCUCGAUAAGUCGCGCGGUCAUAGUCCGCGAAGGUGCUGAUGGCAGAGAGCAUGCUAUCUUCCAGGGAGGCAGUUACGAUGCCAGUCUCGCGAAGCCAUCGAGAGGAGAUGUGCAGAGAGUGAUUGCUUUGUAUCCGAAACGCCAAAACAAGUCGUGA
Molecule: messenger RNA, 1288 nt
Organism: Lecanosticta acicola
Lineage: Eukaryota; Fungi; Ascomycota; Dothideomycetes; Mycosphaerellales; Mycosphaerellaceae
Source: the annotation of a GenBank genome assembly